Molecule: messenger RNA, 186 nt
Organism: Gilbertella persicaria
Lineage: Eukaryota; Fungi; Mucoromycota; Mucoromycetes; Mucorales; Choanephoraceae
Exons: 1
Source: RefSeq, a predicted model, not a curated record
ACUACCAGUUCUGAUUUCCUCUCAAGCUGCAUAUCCAAACAAUCAAAGCUGUCUCAAGAAGACAAAGAAAUGACAAAGCAGAUGUUUGAUAAAUUGGAUAAGAGCAAGAUGUGGAAGUUGUCUACUGGAACUGUGUUAGAAGAGAAGAUGAGAGAAUUUGCUCUCAACUGUUUAUAUGAACAGUAA